AGCGUAAACCAAAUAUUACUGGUGACAAUGGAAUGUGGAAUAUGUGCCAAAUGCUCAAAAGACGUUUUGCCGGGUGAUAGUCCCGUAUUUUGCAAGGGUGAAUGCAACUGUAUAUUUCAUCGACGUUGCACUACCCUGAAAGUUUCAACUUUCAAGGUGCUGAGUGAUAACCCUAAUUUGUUUUUUAGAUGUGAUGCGUGUAACACCAUCGACAUGAGCAAUACAGGCAUAAUAGUUAAUAGGAACAGUAUUGAUGAUAAUAUUAGUAACUUGAUUAGAAAGUGUAUGCAAGAAUUGGAAGCUAAUGUUAGUGAGAGGCUAAAUAAAGGAUUGGACGAAAUUAGGGCACAUUUACACAAUGCAGACAAGUCGCUUGUAUGCAAUUGCCAUACAAGUUCGCGUGAGAUAGAACACAUUGACGAGCCUUACGGGGGUCCUGAAAAUGACGUGCCUUAAUUAAUGCAUAACAACCAUUCUUGCAAUCUGGUUGAGGACAAGAAGAAUGUAACCGAAGAUGAAAUGACUUGGUCUAAAGUGGUCAGAAAAAAUAAGACAAUGAUGCCAAAACAUAAUGAUCAUGCCUUAGAAAAUAAAAUUGACUCAGGUGAACACCGUGAACACAAUGCACUCAACAAUAUAUGUGAUAUCGAUACUGUAGAAUUAAAUAAAAGAAUAAAAAACCAAUUUGUAAUCAUUCCUCAUAAAAUUCAAUCAUGCAAUGUAACCAGAGCAUAUUUGCGAGCCAAAUUGGACCCUGUUAAGUACAACCUCUCAGAUUUCCGAAAUGGUACUGGGGGUCAAAUUAUGGUACAAUGUCCACUAAAUACUAACAAAGAAAAAUUACGUAAAGACAUUGAAGCAGAUCUCGGAGCGGAAUAUUCAACAUCUAAUCCUUUGAUUAGAAUGAAAGUAAUGGGCAUGACUGAAAAUUACUCUGAUGAAGAAAUUAUCAACUUUUUAAAAAAGCAGAAUUCUAUUAUACCAUGGUUACAAAUCAAAAUUGCUGGCAGGUACGAAAAUAAAAAUUUGAAGUAUGAAAAGUUUAAUGUUUUUAUUGAUGUAGAUGAAAAAUCAUUCACUAUGCUAAAUACCCUAAAAACUAUACGUAUUGGGUUUGCUGAUUGUCGUCUGGUCCGUUCUAUAAGAAUAUUACGGUGCUUCAAAUGCUCACAAUAUGGACACACCAAAACAUUUUGCAAAAAUGAAGAAACAUGUUCAAAAUGUGGUGAAAACCACCUAACCGCAACGUGCAAAUCAUUAUGCUUCAGGUGUAUAAAUUGUGAAAAUGAAAAUCUAAAAAAUAAUGCCAUGCUAGAUACAAACCAUGCAGCCAAUAGUAAAUGGUGUCCAAUAUAUAAAAAAGAAUUAGAAAAAAAUGUCCAAACUUGUACAAUAGCAAUCAAAGAAUAG
Molecule: messenger RNA, 1410 nt
Organism: Anopheles gambiae (African malaria mosquito)
Lineage: Eukaryota; Metazoa; Arthropoda; Insecta; Diptera; Culicidae
Exons: 1
Coding region: 460-1410 (316 amino acids)
Source: RefSeq, a predicted model, not a curated record